Messenger RNA from Glycine soja, 2710 nucleotides. RefSeq names its product QWRF motif-containing protein 2. Gene Ontology annotation, biological process: spindle assembly; centrosome cycle. Gene Ontology annotation, cellular component: cytoplasm; nuclear microtubule; centrosome. The record is from RefSeq and is a predicted model, not a curated record. The transcript has 6 exons. The coding region runs from base 356 to 2233 and encodes 625 amino acids. NCBI's taxonomy places the organism in Eukaryota, Viridiplantae, Streptophyta, Magnoliopsida, Fabales, Fabaceae. Gene Ontology annotation, molecular function: microtubule binding.
AAGAUUCACCAAAACCAAAACCCACCCCAAAGGCUCACUCACCUCACCUGCAAAACACUCCACUCUACAACACAGUAUUCUCUCUAUUUCUAUUUUUAUUUUUAUUUUCUUUUUAACACCUACGUCUCUCUCUCUCUCUCUCUCUCUGUGCAUCGCUAUUCUAUUUCUCUCACUCCCUCACUGUUCCUCCCCAAAUGCUGAAUCUGAACCACACCCACUGAUCUACACUGUGGAAGACAUUCCCAAGAUUUCAGCUUUGGCGGAAGAAGAGCAGAGCAAGCGGAAACCCUCAUGAGAGAGGCAAUGUGAGGGAGGGAGAAGGUUCCUUCUUUUUCUUCUUUCUCAGGUUUCGGAAAUGGUGGCUGCCAUUUCGGAAGACCCAUUGACCUCUUCUAAUGGCACCAUCCCCAGAAGACCAAAGGGUAGGCAAGUUUCUUCAAGGUACAUGUCUCACUCACCUUCUCCUUCACCUUCACCUUCUUCAACCACAACAACAACUACUUCAACUUCAACAUCUACAACGACUUCUUCUUCUCGUCGAUUCCCUUCCCCUCUUCUCUCGCAUUCCUCCAAUUCCUCUACGCCGUUAGUCCCGAAGCGUUCCCAAUCGGUGGACCGCCGCCGCCCCCGCCCGGCGACACCGCUUCCCGAGGCGGCGAAGCUUCUCGUGACUUCCACUCGGAGCCUGUCGGUUUCCUUUCAAGGAGAGGCCUUUUCGCUGCCUGUUAGCAAGACCAAGGCCGCCGCCGCCACCCCGCCGCCGCGGAAGGCCGCCACGCCGGAGCGACGGAGGGCUACCCCAGUGAAGGGGGAGAAUUCGAGGCCGGUGGAUCAGCACCGGUGGCCGGCGAGGACCCAGCGGGUGGAUCAUCUCUCCAAGAGUGUGGAUGUCAGUGAUAAGAAGAAGGUUAUUGGGAAUGGGUUUGGGAAAGUGGUGAGGGCUUUGCAGCAAUCAAUGGUGGUGGAGGGUGAGAAGAGGAGAGCUUCUUUUGAUGGGUUAGGAGGGUUGAGUUUGGAUUUGGGGAAAGCUGAGUUGUUGAAGGGUAAUAGUAAUAGUAAUAGUAAUGCUAAUAAUCAUAGUAAUAAUGAUGGUGGUGGUGGUGGUGGGAAUUUGGUUAAUAAGUCUUCAUUGGCUUCUGAUCUCACUGCUUCUGAUACUGAUAGUGUUUCCUCUGGGAGCACUUCAGGAGCACAUGAGUCUUCUGGGGCUGCCAAGGGCACUAAGGAGCCUCGUGGCAUUGUUGUGUCUGCCAGGUUUUGGCAGGAAACUAAUAGCCGGCUGCGCCGCCUUCAGGACCCCGGUUCGCCCUUGUCAACUAGCCCUGCUUCUAGAAUUGGGGUGCCAAACAGGAAUGCUCAGUUGAAAAGGUAUAAUAGUGAUGGUCCCAUGUUGUCGCCGCGAACCAUGGCUUCUCCUGUCAGGGGGAAUGUGAAUGCUCGACCUGCUUCGCCGAGUAAGCUUUGGGCGGGAUCAUCCCCCUCUAGGGGGGUUAGUCCUGCUAGGGUGAGGAGCACGGUUGCCAGUUCUAUCAAUAGUGGUUCAAGUAACACACCCUCGAUUCUUAGCUUCUCUGCUGAUGUGCGAAGAGGGAAGAUUGGGGAAGAUCGGAUAUUUGAUGCGCAUACAUUGAGGCUUCUGUAUAACCGGUAUGUGCAGUGGCGUUUCGUGAAUGCAAGGGCAGAUGCUACAUUUAUGGUGCAGAAACUGAAUGCUGAGAGACAUUUGUGGAAUGCAUGGGUAACAAUCUCAGAACUCCGGCAUUCAGUCAUACUUAAAAGAAUCAAGCUUGUGUUACUGAGGCAAAAGUUGAAGUUAACUUCCAUUCUAAAAGGACAGAUUUCGUAUUUGGAGGAAUGGGCCCUUCUAGAUAGAGAUCACUCCAGUUCUUUGCUUGGAGCAACUGAAGCUUUGAAGGCCAGUACCCUCCGUCUUCCAGUUGUUGAAAAAGCAAUAGCUGAUGUACCAAAUCUAAAGGAUGCUUUGGGGUCUGCAGUUGAUGUGAUGCAGGCAAUGGCAUCCUCAAUAUACUCUCUUUCUUCAAAGGUGGAAGAAACUAACUGCUUGGUGGCGGAAAUCCUAAAGGUGACAUCAAAAGAAAGGCUUUUGCUUGAACAUUGCAAGGAGUUUUUGUCCUCGUUAGCAGCCAUGCAGGUCAAGGAUUGUAGCUUAAGAACGCAUAUGUUACAACUUUCUCGCGUGCCAACUUCCAGCUGCCUGACAACACGUGUGUAGAACUGAUCUUAUUUGACAACUCACUCUUAAUGCUAACACUACUCCAAGCCUUUUAUUUUCCACAGGGUGGAGAUAUAACACAGAAGGUAAUAAGAAUGGAAUGGGGUUAAUCGCUGGCUUUUGGUGUUCAUUUGACAUUUUUGAAACAUGUUGCGGUCUUGUAUGUCGUGUGUAGUAUCUCUUUGUGUCUGAAUAUACAAUUUACAAAGGAAAAGAGGUGGCUUUUCACUCACUAGUUAGCUAGCUGUAUACAAUUACCUUGUCAUUUGAGGAAAAGCGAGUGGCUAUGUAUAUAUCUAUAUAUGUAAUCAACUAAUCAUUUGUUUGUUAGGUAGUUUGUUGCUUAGAUCUUCAUUUGAAUCGCUGGUAUAUGUCUAUUGUAUCUUGUCACUAUAGCUUUAGCAAUCAGAGACAUGACUUUCACUUAUUCACGAGGGACUGUCAAAUUUCUAGUCGGUGGGAGAAUGGAUGUUUAAA